Scomber scombrus (Atlantic mackerel) is the source of this 2755-nucleotide messenger RNA. It is a transcript of the gene clasrp, whose product is annotated as CLK4-associating serine/arginine rich protein. The transcript has 21 exons. NCBI's taxonomy places the organism in Eukaryota, Metazoa, Chordata, Actinopteri, Scombriformes, Scombridae. The coding region runs from base 139 to 2094 and encodes 651 amino acids. The record is from RefSeq and is a predicted model, not a curated record.
GAAGAAGAAGAAGAAGAAGAAGAAGGCGUGCAGUGUCUCGUAUCGCCUUUAGCUGAUCGAUAACAACCCCGGUGUGUGUUGGUGGUUAGUAAAACAGCAGCCGUGCCCCGUCGCGCCCCCACCCCCAGCGGAGCCGUCAUGUGGCAGGAGGCCCGCAAACACGAGCGGAAGCUCCGUGGCAUGAUGGUAGACUACAAGCGGCGAGGCGAGCGCCGGCGAGAGUACUACGAGAAGAUUAAAAAAGAUCCAGCUCAGUUUCUUCAGGUUCAUGGCCGAGCCUACAAGAUCCACCUGGAUCCUGCAGUGGCUAUGGCUGCAGAGAGUCCCAUCAACAUGAUGCCAUGGCAAGGUGAUGCCAACAACAUGAUUGACAGGUUUGAUGUAAGGGCUCACCUGGACUACAUCCCCACCUACACCCCCCCACUGCUCAGCACAUCAUCUCCAGAGCAGGAGAUGGAAGAGAGGAAGUCCAAUUAUGAGCGCUACAGAGGCCUUGUGCAGAAUGACUUUGCCAACAUCUCCGAGGAGCAGUGUUUAUACCAGAUCUACCUGGAUGAGCUCUACGGUGGCCUGCAGAAACCAAAUGAGGAGGAAAAGAAAAAGCUGGCUGAGAAAAAGGCCACUAUUGGUUACACCUAUGAAGACAGCACUGUGGCAGAGCCCGAGCCCCAGUCGGACAAAGAUGAUGAAGACAAUUCAGAGAACAGUGAAUCUGAAGAGGAUGAGGGCAUCCCAGAUAUUGAUGUGGAGGUCGAUGUUGAUGAGCUGAACCAGGAACAGGUGUUGGACCUCAACAAAAUGGCAACACCAUAUGGAAUGGCUGAAGGAGACUUUGUCAGGAUGCUGAGAAAAGACAAGGAGGAAGUGGAGGCCAUCAAACACGCCAAGGCCCUGGAGGCGGAAAAGGCCAUGUACUCUGGCCGCCGUUCUCGCAGGCAAAGGAGAGAGUUCAGAGAGAAGAGACUAAAAGGACGACAGAUCAGCCCGCCCAGCUAUGCAAGGCGAGACAGCCCAACAUACGAUCCCUACAAACGGCCAGAUUCAGAAUCCAGCUCUGAGUCACGGUCACGAUCUCGGUCUCCGGGUCCGGAGAAGAUCACCUUCAUCACCAGCUUCGGAGGCAGCGAUGAGGAAUCUGCAGCAGCAGCAGCAGCAGCAGCAGCAGCACAAGCCGCCGCUCCUCACUCUGGCCACGCCCCCUCCAACUUGCAGCACCCUGCAGGUCAUAGCAGGGGUUCCCGGAGACGAAGGUCCUCCUCCAGUCGCUCCCCUUCCUCGUCCUCCCGCUCCUCAUCUCACUCCUCCUCUCGCUCCUCUUCCCGUUCACACCGUACCCGGCGAGGACGGGGCGGGAGGGACGGCCGUCGUUCCCGGACCCGCUCGCGGUCGAGACGGCGCUCCAGAUCUUACUCCAGAGGCCGAGGAGGGAACGGAGGGGCAGCGUCCUGGAGGAGACGUGAGCGCUCGCGGUCCAACGACAGAGACAGAGAGCGAGAGAGAGACCGAGACAGGGACAGACGACGAUACACUGCACGAAGACGAACGAGAUCGCGUUCUAGCUCGCGACAGGGGGGCAGCUCGAGGCGAGGGGGUCGGAGCAGUGGAGGACACCGGCGGGGAGACAGCGGCAGCCGCAGUCCCUCUCAGUCUCCCAGCCGGCUCAACCACAGUCCUUCCCCUGCUCACAGAGGAUCCCAGCCCUCUUCCACCACCGUCUGUGACAAGCUAAGAAAGCCUGAUACUGCGGGUGGUAAAGAGACGGGAGCUGCCAAACCCAAGAUGACCCCUCAGGAGCGUCUGAAGAUACGCAUGCAGAAGGCGCUCAACAAGCAGUCCAAGGCGGAUAAGAAAGCCGCUGCGGUGAAGAUCCAACUGCAGGAACACAAACGACAGGAGAGAGAGGGAGAACUACGAGCCAUGGCACGCAAGAUUCGCAUGAAGGAGCGCGAGCGCCGUGAGAAAGAGAGGGAUGAAUGGGAAAGACAGUAUGGGCGGCAAAGCCACUCGCCUUCCCCUUCCAAAUAUGGCCGAGAAUCCAGCUCAUACAGAAGGAGGUCACGGUCUCGAUCGCGGAGUCCAUACUACAGACACUAAGCUGACCUGUGGAAAGCUUCCUCAUGCAGCACAGCGCCCUUACAUUGGCACACACACAAACUGUCCAACAAUGAAACUAUUAAAGGUUAAAGAGAUGAAUUGGCUGUUGGUAACGGACCGACACAUCUACACCUGAACACGCAUGUUCCCUCGUCCUGUACAUUGACGGAGACACUUCAGUUUCACUAAUUACGCUGCUGAUUGGUUCAGCCAAGCUGAGAUUGAGUUUUCAUUUUGGAUUCAUCUUGUAAAGAUACUGCAGGUUAUUAAAUUGGUUUCUUCACUUCUGCAUGCUUUUUUUUUUGUUUUCUUUCUGGACACAUCUUAAUGUAGACUCGUAUUUCAAAUGUAUGAAGCAAUACUUUUCCUUACAUCAUCUUCCUCGUUUUAUGAUCUCAGCCACAGUUUUACUUUUCUCUAACAAGAAACACUCAACAAUAUUGAACAACUCUGUUGAACUAACGCACAGGAUACUUCUUUACACAUCCUUUUGAAACCAGUGUAUGAAAUCUGAUGGGGAAAAAAAAGUUUCUGCAUUUAUGAAACCUUACAGACCGCUUUAAAAAAAAUAUAAAGUCUACCCUCUGCCAACAAAAUAAACAGCAGCAAAUGUCUUUUUUUUGUUCUGGGAAAUGUGGAAUGUUAAAAUCCAAAUAAUAAA